UGACUUGAGCUGGGAAAUUCGAAAUUGUUCUUACGGCUUUGUGAAGUGGGCUUGGAAUAGCCGACCUCGAGGAUGCAGACUUAUCUGGAAUUUAGCUCUUCUCAACUGCAAGCAGAAAAUCAAAAUGAUAUUGAAAUUGCUGUUCAGAACGCUGUGCUACAUGAGCAAGAAAUUGCCACUCAACAAAUUAUACAGAGUCAGAGAGAUGCAGGGUAUGGAAAUGGAACUUCGGAAGAGCAGAGAGACAUUCUCUCAGGACGUCAUGACCCAAAUGCUAUAAAGGAGCAUCUACUUAAAAUGACUAAUGAGCAUCGUACUCAAAUGGCUCUAAAGCGUGGAAAAUCUACCUUAGCUGAGGAAGGUAACUUGGAAAUUGGAAAUGGAUACGGUGUUCCGGGUGGAGGUGCUUAUCAUGUUACUUCAAAGGCCAAUAUCACUGCCACCGUCAAUAAUGUUGAUGAUCAUCAAACAAGCCAAAGAAAUACAGAGCAUGGUGCUGAAUCCAGGUUGAAGCCUGUGGGUAAGGAGUUGCCUGAAUACCUCAAGCAGAAAUUGAGAGCCAGAGGCAUAUUGAAAGAUGAUCCAAAAAUUAAUAAUCAAGCCCUACCUGAUAAUGCAAGUGCAUCUUCCCCUCGUCUUUUUUUUUUCUUUUUCUUUUUUUUUUUGGAUAUGUACACCUUGUGUCAAAUGAGUUUUCUUAUCUUGAGUACAGAAGCUGCGUCAUCUCAGAACAUGGCAAUUGGGAAGCUUCCUCCAGGAUGGAUUGAGGCAAGGGAUCCUGCAAGUGGCUCUUUAUAUUAUUAUAAUGAAAAUUCUGGGACAAGUCAGUGGGAAAGACCAACCGAUGCUGCACCCAUGUUUCCAGCAGCAUCACAUUCAGAACUUCCAGAAGAUUGGCAAGAGGCGGUGGAUGAAACGACUGGUCAAACUUAUUAUUACAACAGGAUGACCAAUGCAUCACAGUGGGAGCGCCCAGGAACAUCACCUAAAAUCUCCUCUCAUCCUCAGGAUGAUAAAUCAUCCAUAUCAAAUAAAUGCAUGGGAUGUGGUGGAUGGGGUGUAGGCCUCGUACAGACAUGGGGUUAUUGCAAUCAUUGCACUCGGGUUCUGAAUCUUCCUCAAAGCCAAUACUUGUCGACACAGCCGGAAACCAGGCAGCAUGGCUCCAAUGCUGUGAAAACUGGAGAAAUUUCGGACAAGGGAUUUUCCAAGCCGAGGUCUAACAUGAAACCACCAAUGGGAAGAGGACAUAAAAGAGAUACUAGAAAACGUUCAUAUUCUGAGGAUGAUGAGUUGGAUCCCAUGGAUCCAAGCUCGUAUUCUGAUGCUCCGCGUGGUGGUUGGGUUGUAGGCCUGAAAGGAGUGCAACCACGGGCUGCAGACACCACUGCCACGGGUCCUCUCUUUCAGCAACGUCCUUACCCAUCUCCUGGAGCAGUCCUGCGGAAAAAUGCUGAAAUUGCUUCACAAAAGAAGAAGCCUAAUUCUAAUUUCGCUCCUAUAUCUAAGAGAGGUGAUGGAAGUGAUGGACUCGGUGAUGCUGACUGAACACGCUUGAGAAUAUCAUGUGUUCUGGACUUGAGAAACUUUUGAGACUACGUUGGCAACAAUGCUAGGAUGACAGAGCAUUCUUGUGUAUUCCAACCCAAAGUUUUAUGAGAAAUAUGCUUCU
Messenger RNA from Coffea arabica (coffee), 1672 nucleotides. The record is from RefSeq and is a predicted model, not a curated record. NCBI's taxonomy places the organism in Eukaryota, Viridiplantae, Streptophyta, Magnoliopsida, Gentianales, Rubiaceae.